Molecule: messenger RNA, 1524 nt
Organism: Morchella sextelata
Lineage: Eukaryota; Fungi; Ascomycota; Pezizomycetes; Pezizales; Morchellaceae
Exons: 2
Coding region: 1-1524 (507 amino acids)
Molecular function (GO): phosphoprotein phosphatase activity
Source: RefSeq, a predicted model, not a curated record
AUGCUCGCCAGAGCUCUCACCCGCUCCCUGCUGGCGUCAAGGCCGUCAAUGGCCGCUGUCCCCCGGAGGUGCCCUGCCAUCCUUCCCAGGAACAGCCCACUGCUCCUGAGCACCCUGCAGCAGCAGUCACGAACAUAUGCCCUCAAGAAACGAAGACCAUACACCGGCGGCGACCCGAGCAAGGACGUGGACCCCGCCGACGCCGACCCCAUCAUCCCCACAGAGGCCAAUGCCUCACCACUCUCCCAGGACGAGGCCGCCGCCGCCGCCUCCUCCUCCUCCUCCAGCACCCCAACCUCCGAUGCAGCAGACCCAACGGCCAAACAGACCAGCACCGGCGGCGGCGGUGGUAAAGGCGACGAACCCCCCCCCAAGACCAGCACCGGCGGCGGCGGUAAAGGCGACGAACCCUUCCCCAAGCCCUCCUACGUCUCGUCCACGGACCGCAAGCGCGAGCGCCUCGCCCGCCUCGUCUUCGUCUCCUUCCUCGCCGCCCUCGUCGGCGGCGCAAUCUACCUCGGCCAGGACCUCAACGAGUUCGAGAAGACCAUCUACGACACGGCCGCCGUGCCCAACGGCUGGACGGCCUCCGCGUUCUACGCGCGCCUGAAGGCCCGCCUGCAGAACGUGCUCGACUUCUACAACGAGCCGCCGUUCGAGAAGUUGCUCCCCGACCCGCACCCGGACUACUCGCGCCCGUACACGCUCGUCAUUGCGCUCGAGGACCUGUGCGUGCAUAGCGCGUGGGACCGCGAGCAUGGGUGGCGCAUUGCGAAGCGCCCCGGGUUGGACUAUUUUUUGGCGUACCUGUUUAAUUAUUACGAGAUUGUGGUGUUUGCGAACCAGCAUGACCAGUUUGCGGCCCCCGUCAUACAGAAGAUGGAUCAGUACCCCGGGUACAUCAUGUACCCGCUGUUCCGCUCGCACACGCGGUACAAGGAUGGGAAGUAUAUCAAGGACCUGAACUACCUGAACCGCGACCUGUCGAAGGUCAUCAUGCUGGAGACGAACCCGGACGCGUGGGCGAUGAACCCGAAUAACACAAUCAAGAUGAAGCCGUGGACGGGCGACGCGGACGAUAAGGAGCUGGUCAAGCUGAUCCCGUUCUUGGAGUAUAUUGCGGCGAUGGGCAUCAGCGAUGUGCGCCCGGUCAUUGAGGACUUUGGCGAGAAGGACGUGGCGACAGAGUUUGCGAGGAGGGAGGCGCUGGCGAGGGCGGAGCUGAAGAAGAGGGUUGAGAGGGAGAGGGCGCAGAAGAAGGGGUCGCUGGGGGAGGUGCUGAUGGGCGCGCUGGGGAUGGCGCCGCCGAAGAAGAGGAGGGAGGAUGAGGAGAAGACGUUCAUGGAUUUGGCGAGGGAGAGGGGACAGCAGAUGUAUGAGGAGACGCAGAAGCAUAUUGCGGAGCAUAAGGAUGAGAUGAUGAUGGAGCAGAAGAAUAUGGAGAGGGAGGCGGCGGAGCAGAUGAAGACGAGCUUGAGUAAGAUCUUUACAGAGGGCCUGCCGAAACCUCCGGGACAAGCUUAA